AGUGUAGAGAGCAAGGGCUAUGUGUGGACCAGUAAGGACAAAGAAACUCAGGGAGAUCCGACUGUCCACCCCACGGUCUCUUCCUUUCUAUGUGUAGUUCUUCUUGGGACACCAGAACUCCACACCUCAUAUCUUCUCUUCUUUUCUCUCUGUAGACAUCCUGAAUCUGAGUUUCAGUUUUAGACAAAGACCUUUCCUGAGAGGAGAUCCAUCACAGAAGUGUUAUUGCCACCAGAUCAAGGUCACCACUGCUGAGGUACCAUUGACAUUUGCCAGGAAUGGGUCAGACUUCCUCUUCUACAUCCCCUCCAAAGGAGGAUCCUCCUUUGACAUUUCAGGUGAAAACCAAAGUCCUGUCUCAGGAAUUAAUCGCCUCCAUUGAAUCAUCCCUAGAGGAUGGAAACCUUCAGGAAACAGUUUCUGCAAUCAGCAGUGCUCUGGGUGACAUAGAGAAAGUCCCACUGAACAUUGCAGUGAUGGGGGAGACUGGGGCUGGAAAGUCCAGUCUCAUCAAUGCUCUGCAGGGAGUGGGGGAUGAUGAAGAAGGUGCAGCUGCUUCCACAGGGGUGGUACAUACAACCACUGAGAGAACACCAUACACUUACACAAAGUUUCCCAGUGUGACACUGUGGGACCUGCCUAGCAUUGGAUCUACUGCCUUCCAACCACAUGAUUAUCUGAAGAAAAUCGAGUUUGAGGAGUAUGACUUCUUCAUUAUUGUCUCUGCUAUACGUAUUAAACAGAGUGAUAUAGAACUUGCCAAAGCUAUUGUGCAAAUGAAUAGAGGUUUGUACUUUGUUCGAACAAAGACAGAUUCUGAUCUAGAGAAUGAAAAACUGUGUAACCCUAUGAGAUUCAAUAGAGAGAACAUAUUGAAGAGUAUUCGAAUUUGCCUUUCAAGUAAUCUCAAAGAACGUUUCCAGCAGGAGCCUCCAGUCUUCUUAGUCUCUAACUUUGAUGUGUCUGACUUUGACUUCCCAAAGCUGGAAUCCACCCUUCUCAGCCAGCUCCCAGCCUACAAACACCAAAUAUUCAUGAGUACUUUGCAAGUUGUUAUAAAUGCCAUAGUAGACCGGAAGAGGGAUAUGCUGAAACAAAAGAUCUGGAAGGAAUCCAUAAUGCCAAGAGCAUGGGCUACCAUACCAUCCCGGGGACUGACCCAAAAGGACAUGGAGAUGUUGCAACAGACUUUGAAUGACUAUAGAUCUUCCUUUGGCCUGAAUGAGGCAUCACUGGAAAACAUCGCUGAGGAUUUGAACGUGACACUGGAGGAGCUCAAGGCAAACAUUAAGUCUCCACAUUUGUUCUCAGAUGAGCCAGAUACAUCCUUAACAGAGAAACUAUUGAAGUACAUUGGAAAUCCUUACUUUUCAAAGGUUUUCCACUUGCAAAAUUAUUUCAUAGACACGGUUGCGAGUGAUGCUAAAAUUAUCCUCAGUAAAGAAGAGCUUUUCACAGAGCAGCAUCCUCCACUGAACACAGCUACAUGCCAGACUUCCACUGGCAGGACUUCUCAGAUAACGGCUCAACUUUUGGAAUUCAACUUUAAAAAUUUUUUUAAAAAUUUCAAGAAGGAAAGCAAAAUCCUCUCUGAAGAAACCAUCACUUUGAUUGAAUCCCAUCUGGAGAAUAAGAACCUCAAAGAGGCACUGACUGUGAUUAGUCAUGCUCUGCGAAAUAUUGACAAAGCCCCACUGAACAUUGCUGUGACUGGAGAAACAGGAACAGGGAAAUCCAGCUUUAUCAAUGCCUUGAGAGGAAUAAGUAGUGAAGAAAAAGAUGCAGCCCCCACUGGGGUAAUAGAGACAACCAUGAAGAGAACUCCAUACCCACACCCAAAGCUUCCCAAUGUGACAAUAUGGGACCUGCCUGGCAUUGGGUCAACCAACUUCCCACCACAAAACUAUCUGACAGAAAUGAAGUUUGGUGAGUAUGACUUCUUCAUUAUCAUCUCAGCUACACGCUUCAAAGAAAUUGAUGCACAUCUGGCCAAAGCCAUUGCAAAGAUGAACAUAAAGUUCUACUUUGUCCGAACCAAGAUAGAUCAAGAUAUCAGUAAUGAACAGAGGAGUAAACCUAAGUCUUUCAAUAGAGACAGUGUCUUAAAGAAAAUAAAAGAUGAAUGCUUGGGUCUUCUCCAGAAGGUUCUCUCCAGUCAGCCUCCAAUCUUCCUAGUCUCUAACUUUGAUGUGUCUGACUUUGACUUCCCAAAGCUGGAGACCACCCUACUGAAGGAACUCCCAGCCCACAAGCGCCACCUCUUCAUGAUGUCCUUGCACAGUGUUACUGAGACUACCAUUGCCCGGAAGAGGGAUUUCCUCAGACAGAAGAUCUGGCUGGAGGCCCUGAAGGCUGGACUAUGGGCCACCAUUCCACUUGGGGGCUUAGUCAGAGAUAAAAUGCAGAAGUUGGAAGAGACCUUGACUCUCUACAGGUCUUACUUUGGGCUGGAUGAAGCCUCACUAGAAAAUAUUGCCAAGGAUUUCAAUGUGUCUGUGAAUGAAAUUAAGGCACACCUUAGGUCUCUCCAGUUGUUAACAAAGAACAAUGACAUGUCCUUCAAAGAAAAACUGUUGAAAUAUAUUGAAUAUAUUUCCUGUGUUACUGGGGGACCACUUGCCUCAGGCCUUUACUUUAGUAAGACUUACUACUGGCAAAGUCUCUUCAUUGAUACUGUGGCAAGUGAUGCCAAGUCUCUCCUUAAUAAGGAAGAGUUUUUGUCAGAGAAGCCAGGAUCGUGCCUGUCUGACCUCCCUGAAUACUGGGAAACAGGAAUGGAGCUGUGAGGUACUAACCUUUGGACUGGCUUCAGACAUGGACUUAACGCCUACUUUUAGCAUCAGAUAUUUUCUGGGAAAGACCAGAGGAUUAAUUUCUUUCAGAGACAGAAUACCACUCUGGCAAGAAAAAAAGAGUCAUCCCCAGUAUAAGCACAGUCUUCCAUUAAAAUAUCACCAUGAGAAUUUAUGGUUGUAUACAUAUGACUUGCAAUAUUUUGUCUAAUUAAACUGGGUUCUUUUGUCCCAAGGAGAUUCCCCAAGCAGUGCCACACUCUCCUAAGUUAAAGAAGUUAGCAGACCGUAUAACCAUUUGUGUUUUUCUGUAUCUGCAUCAUUUUGAGAAUAAUGACACUAGGUUGUUGUUUCUUGCAUUAAUGCUUAUACCCUAGGUAAGCUUGUUCUCCAACUCGUUUAUACCUAAAAUAACCUGUUUGUCGAUUCUGUCUGAAAUGCGGCUGGUUGCCUCUUCUCACACAACUUCCUCCACAACCUGGUGGUGAAUCUCUUCAGCCUCACUCUUUCCCAGAGUUCCUUUUUCUCAGGCAGUUGUCUCACCCAUUUUUUCCUGACUCUCUACGCGCCAUUCAGCUCUUUGUGGACAGAUGAUGCUUUGACACCAUGCACAAGAGCUGAUUGACACAAUCCUCUCUUGAACUUCGUUGGGGGUUUGGGAAGUACAGGGGUCACGUUCCCAGCACACAUCUCCACAUUAGGUGGUAUGGCCUUAGACAUAGUAGGCACACAGCACAUGGGAUGAUGACCAUUGUCGAUGCUUCCUCCAGGAAGAGCUGAGGAAUGCAUGGAUAAGUAAACACACCUGGAGAUCUGUACAGACACAGACAUUGUAUUCCACAGCCUUCACCAGUCAACGGGAUGAGUUUGGAAUUUGGGCUGUAGGCAACACAGGCUCUAAUUAAGUUGUCAUUUCUUGUGGUAUGAAAAAGGCUCAACAACAUCUUAAAAUCCCACCUCCUCUCGAUAAGAGGUGCUUAACAUAAGAGCCUAUAAUCUCUCCCUCAACUUCCCUCUCAUUUCUCUUUCUCUUUCCUCUCUUCUUCUGCCUCCCACUCUUCCUCUUCGUCCUCUUCAUUCUUCUCCCCUCUUCUAUCCUUACUUCUCCCCCUGCUUCUGUCUUUCAUUUGCCCACUCACUUGUGAGACUUAGCAAACACAGUAUCUACAGAGAAGACUUAUAGCCUGGAAAUCUUUGGAAGAGUUGGUAUUACAGCUCCUGUCCAAACAGCAAGAAUUUUCUCUUCUCUCUUCCCUAAGGAAUGACAAGGGUUUUAUUGUCUUGGGGUUUGUUUGUUUGUUUUCUCUAAGGACUUCAAUUGAUUAUAAAGGGGCAUUUACAGUAGAAGAGGUCAUCUGACAUAUUCAAAGCCUUCUGCUGCAGAGUCUCUUGUGCAAUGCAUGGAAGCAUCACCUGUCAAUAAAAUGCUGUUGGCCAAUGAGCAAAAGGCAGGAAGUAAUAAAUGAGAGUUUCAGUAGGAAAGAAUGGAAUUCUGGGAGACAGAAAGAGUGUGGGAGCUUUUAGCCAGAACACUGAGGAAGACAAAUUCAUGAACCUGGAGAUAGGUAACUAGCCACAUGGCAGGAGUUAGAACAGAUUAAGUGGAAAAGCUAAGUUGUGAACUGGUUGAGGAGCAAUCCAAAACUUUUGGCCUAGGCAUUGAUUUAUAUACAAUAAGUCUCAGUUGUUAUUUCUGAAAAUAAAGAGGCUACAUGGCAAAGCUUACAUUUUCAUUUGGCCCACUGAAUGUCUGGCAAGAACUUUCUUAAAUAGCCACUUCCCACCAAUCCACUGUGGUUCAACAAUUCCAGGCAGGGGCAAGUAACAAAGGAAGAACUUCAGAGAGGUUGUUUGGAAGUAGCUCUUAUAAGAAGCCCUGGCUGUGCAGAAAUAAACAGCUCUUCAACUGUAGCCUCAGUGCAUGAAGCUGGACUCAGUCUCUGAGCCAAGCAAGAGGCUACCUCCCUGAAAGAGAGAGCAAGGGAAGCCUGUGUGCUAACCCAGAUGCUGGACCUGCACUCUCAGGACAAAAGCCUACCUGAGGGGGCUCGUGUUAACCAGACAACUUGUGGCUUGAUACCCAGCUCCUGUGGGUCCAACACCUUCUCUGAGUUGGGGAAUGGUCUAGAUCCAGUGAGGUAGCUCCCAGUUACAUGGAGAAGGCAGAAACCCCUCUUCUGUAAGAGAGAAAGACUCUGAGGCCAGGCUAGUGCAGGAGCAGAAGGUGACUCCAUGAGAUACAACUGUAAGACAUUUUCUCAAUUAGUGAUCAAGGGGGAAGGGCCCCUUGUGGGUGGGACCAUCUCUUGGCUGGUAGUCUUAGUUCUAUAGGAGAGCAGGCUGAGCAAGCCAGGGGAAGCAAGCCAGUAAAGAACAUCCCUCCUUGGCCUCUGAAUCAGCUCCUGCUUCCUGACCUGCUUGAGUUCCAGUCCUGACUUCCUUGGUGAUAAACAGUAGUAUGGAAUUGUAAGCUGAAUAAACCCUUUCCUCCCCAA
Mus musculus (house mouse) is the source of this 5287-nucleotide messenger RNA. Its product is annotated as predicted gene 12185. Gene Ontology annotation, molecular function: GTP binding. The transcript is spliced from 3 exons. Lineage: Eukaryota; Metazoa; Chordata; Mammalia; Rodentia; Muridae. Bases 279 to 2786 code for a protein of 835 amino acids. The record is from RefSeq and is marked validated. Gene Ontology annotation, cellular component: membrane.